This is a messenger RNA of Acanthocheilonema viteae, 321 nucleotides long. Lineage: Eukaryota; Metazoa; Nematoda; Chromadorea; Rhabditida; Onchocercidae. The record is from the annotation of a GenBank genome assembly.
AUGGUGCCGAAAUCAUUUGAUUUCACGCGUGAACUGCCACCCCUUUCCUUUUCUCCCAAAUACACACCAUCAGUGGCAGUAGCAGGAGGAGCAGGAGUAGUAGCAUCAUCAUCAUCUCCAGCAUCAUUCUUAUUCUACCAGCUAUCGCUUCCACUUCGUCAAAAUCUAAUUACAUUAGUAGCUGCAGCAACUGCACAGGCUGUGGUUACUUCGAUAACAGCAGCCUGUCGGCGUGGUGUCCAAUCGAUGUCUUAUGUUGCUUUUACAGCUGAACAUGACCAAAACGUAAUGCCGUGCAAUCGAGGUGAAUAUUUUAUCUAA